UAUUUUAAAUCGCUCUUGCGAAACAGUUUAUGUUUGGCAUUUAUAUUUCUAAAGAAUAAUAAACUUUCUCUUAAUAGUGACGUCUGUAUUUAUUUUUUUGGUAAUUGUCGGUACCAAAAAGAGAAAGAAAAAAAAUCAUCUGCGUCAUCAGAAAUAGUUAUUAAUAUUAAUAUAUUAAAGAGAGGAAAGUUUUGUAAGAUGACGCGAGAAGAACAAGAAGACCGGAGUAAAUUCUCUAAAACUCUGGCGAAAAUGCCGAAAGUUAAAUUGCCGAACCCGAUAAACAAGAUAUCUAAAUUUUUGAAACAAAGAUCGAAGGUUUUGUCUAUGAGCGAUGAGCUGAGAAGAGCUUUGUACGCCAACAGUGCCAUAUCUCUGGAUGUAGACGUCAUUGUUCCCGACUUGGUUGGAACUACGGAAAUUCUCAGCGACGAACACAGAGAACAUCUCUGUCGUCACCUGCCAGCGCGCGCUGAAGGUUAUCUUUGGACACUGGUGUUCAGUACGAGUCAGCACGGGUUCAGUUUGAAUAGUAUGUACAGAAAAAUGGCAAAAGUUGAGAGCCCUAUUCUGCUAGUCAUUGAAGAUACUGAGGGAAAUGUAUUUGGAGCCCUCACGUCAUGUUCAUUGCAUGUCAGUGACCAUUUCUACGGAACUGGAGAAUCUUUGCUGUUCAGGUUCACUCCAAGGUUCCAGGCAUUUAAUUGGACUGGUGAUAAUCUUUAUUUCAUUAAAGGAAAUAAUGAAAGUUUGGCAAUUGGUGCUGGAGAUGGUAAAUUUGGUCUGUGGUUAGACGGUGAUUUAUACCAAGGCAGAACCCAGUCCUGCAGUACCUACGGAAACGAACCACUGGCUCCUCACGAAGACUUUGUCGUGAAAACACUGGAAUGCUGGGCAUUCAUAUAG
Cotesia congregata is the source of this 906-nucleotide messenger RNA. The record is from the annotation of a GenBank genome assembly. Lineage: Eukaryota; Metazoa; Arthropoda; Insecta; Hymenoptera; Braconidae.